Messenger RNA from Penicillium argentinense, 1467 nucleotides. RefSeq names its product M18 family aminopeptidase. Gene Ontology annotation, cellular component: fungal-type vacuole. Gene Ontology annotation, biological process: proteolysis. The record is from RefSeq and is a predicted model, not a curated record. NCBI's taxonomy places the organism in Eukaryota, Fungi, Ascomycota, Eurotiomycetes, Eurotiales, Aspergillaceae. Gene Ontology annotation, molecular function: metalloaminopeptidase activity; zinc ion binding. Bases 1 to 1467 code for a protein of 488 amino acids. The transcript has 6 exons.
AUGGCGUCCAAGCAGCCUGCCCGGGAUUUUCUGGACUUUGUGAAUGCCUCCCCCACUCCCUUCCAUGCUGUCAAAUCCGCCAAGGACCUUCUGGCCCAGGCCGGCUUCCAGGAGAUCAAAGAGAAAGACUCGUGGGCCAAGACCUGCCAGCCCGGCGGCAAGUACUAUCUCACCCGAAACACCACCACUCUCGUCGCUUUUGCGAUUGGAAAGCAAUGGAAGCCCGGUAACUCCAUCUCCAUGAUUGGUGCUCAUACCGACUCUCCCGUCCUGCGUGUCAAGCCUGUCAGCAACAAGAGCGGCGAGGGCUUCGUCCAGGUCGGUGUGGAAUGCUAUGGCGGCGGCAUCUGGCACACCUGGUUUGACCGUGAUCUCGGUGUAGCUGGCCGGGUUAUGACCCGUGCCAGCGACGGAUCCAUAGUCCAGAAGCUGGUCAAGGUUGAUCGUCCCAUCCUCCGUAUUCCUACUCUGGCCAUCCACCUGGACCGCCAGGAGAGCUUCUCCUUCAACAAGGAGAGCCAGCUGUUCCCCAUUGCCGGCCUCGUGGCUGCGGAGCUGAACCGCACUCCCAAGUCUUCCCCCAAUGGCAAGUCUGAUGACCAGGAUGAGGAGGACUUCUCGCCUCUGAAGGCUGUGACUGAGCGUCACCACCCCUACUUUGUGGACCUGAUUGCCGAGGAGGCCGGUGUCAAGCCCGAAGAUAUCCUGGACUUUGAGAUGAUUUUGUUUGACACCCAGAAGUCCUGCCUUGGUGGCAUGCUGGAAGAGUUCAUCUUCUCCCCUCGUCUUGACAACCUGAACAGCUCGUACUGCGCCACCGUCAGUCUAAUUGAUUCCGUGGCCGAGGCUUCUGCGCUCGACAACGAGCCCGCCAUCCGCCUCAUCGCUCUCUUCGACCACGAGGAAAUUGGCAGCCGCACUGCCCAGGGUGCUGACUCUAACGCUCUCCCGGCCAUCAUCCGCCGCUUGUCCGUUCUCCCAUCUUCCACCUCAUCGGACAACGACCUGGCCACUGCCUAUGAGCAGACUCUUUCCACCUCCUUCCUCAUCUCCGCUGACAUGGCCCACUCUGUCAACCCCAACUACGCCGGCAAGUACGAGAACGACCACAAGCCCGAGAUGAACCAGGGUUGUGUGAUCAAGAUCAACGCCAACGCCCGCUAUGCCACCAACUCUCCUGGUAUCGUUUUGUUGCAGGAGGUUGCCCGGAAGCACGCUGAGAAGAUCAACGAGCACAUUCCCCUUCAGCUCUUCGUUGUUCGCAACGACUCGAGUUGCGGUAGCACUAUUGGCCCCAUGCUGUCUGCGGCCCUGGGAGCCCGUACCUUGGAUCUGGGUAACCCCCAACUGAGCAUGCACAGUAUCCGUGAGACUGGUGGUACUUAUGAUGUCGCCCACGCGAUCCGCUUGUUCACGGGCUUUUUCCAGCACUACUCGGAGCUGUCUCCGAAGAUUAUCGUGGACUAG